Messenger RNA from Selaginella moellendorffii, 2193 nucleotides. Its product is annotated as pentatricopeptide repeat-containing protein At1g11290, chloroplastic-like. Gene Ontology annotation, biological process: RNA modification. Bases 23 to 2167 code for a protein of 714 amino acids. NCBI's taxonomy places the organism in Eukaryota, Viridiplantae, Streptophyta, Lycopodiopsida, Selaginellales, Selaginellaceae. The record is from RefSeq and is a predicted model, not a curated record. The transcript has a single exon. Gene Ontology annotation, molecular function: protein binding; RNA binding.
CCCACACAGGUCAUCUGCUUCAAUGCCAGGGAUCUGGACUUCCCUACAUAGAAAUGGAUAUCGAUGCCGCACCUCCAACGUGGAGCAGCUGGUGGCGCCAGUGUGGAGCCUAAUUGCCGCGUUAAAAUCCGCGUGCAGCACAAAGAACCUCGAGUUUGGGAAGCGAGUCCAUGCCACAAGUGAGGGGACGCAGCUCUUCGCCUCCAACAUCUACGCCGCCAACACCCUUGUCAGCAUGUAUGCCAAGUGCAGCAGUGACAUGGCCGAUGCGCAAGCGGCGUUUGAUGCCAUAGCCGAGCAGGAGCGCGACGUUAUCUCAUGGACCGCACUCGUGCUGGGAUAUGCAUCCAAAGGCAUGGGCCGUGUGGCCUUGGACCUCUUCCAACGCAUGCAGCUGGAAGGCGGCUGCGAACCCGAUGCCCGGAGCUACACUGCGGCUUUGAUGGCAGUGACCAGCCUAGCACGCGACGACGUUACUUGCAAAAGGUUGUGGCUCGACAUCGGCAGAGACCUUCACGUCCAGUCCGUUACCAGCGGAUCAUGUGGCUCGGACGUGUUUGUGGCGAGUGCCCUUGUGGACAUGUAUGCAAAGUGUGGGAGCAUGACGGAUGCCCGAGCUGUGUUUGACGCAAUGCCGCACCACGAUCGCGACGUUGUCACCUGGACGGCCUUGAUCCUGGGAUAUGUGGACAACGGGCAGCCUGCUCAAGCUCUACACGCAUUUGCUCAGAUGCAUGAUCCGAGUGCUCUGACUUUCGUGGCGGCGCUCAAGGCCUGUGGCAGCCUGGGGGACCUCCACCGCGGGAUGCUUAUUCACUCUCAAGUUGCCAAGACUGGUUUGGAUUCCAAGGACACGUUUGUCGGGGGCAGCUUGGUUGACAUGUACGUUAAAUGCGGCAGCCUUGCAGAUGCGUGGGAAACAUUCCACAAGAUGCAGCGCCGCGAUGUCGUGUGCUGGACGAGCAUCAUCCUGGGCUAUGCAGAAACUGGAGAUUACAAGGUCGCAUUCAGCCUGUUUGCAUGGAUGCAGCUCGAGGGUUGUCAACCGGACGCCCGAUGCUUUGUCGCUGCGCUGACGGCAUGCUCUAGACUGGCAGCCGUGGAGGAAGCACAACCAGCCUGCGUGGUCUCGGAUGGCAAGCAUGGCUAUCUUGGAGAUGGUGGUCUAAAGCCUUCAACUCUGAAGUUGAAGGCUUUAGAGAGAGGGAUGGGGCUCCACUCCCAAGCCUGGCAAUGCGGCCACGACGGAGAUAUGUUCGUUGCAAACGCGCUUGUGGAUCUCUACUCCAACUGCGGAAGCCUUUUAGAUGCUCGCGGGACGUUCGACAGGAUGUUCCACCGUGACGUGGUGUCGUGGAAUGCCUUGCUCCUGGGAUGCGCGGAGAAUGGACAGGAGCUAUUGGCUCUGGAUCUGUUUGCGUGUAUGAGGCACGAAGGUUGCAAGCCGGAUGCUCGAACACACGUAGCUCUUCUCGUAGCAUGCGGCAAUGCAGCUAUCAGCUAUGGGAGGGAAAUACACGCAGAGACAUGCCGGAGUGGCCUCGAGGUCGAGGCAUUCGUUGCAAGCUGCUUGGUCGGGUUCUAUGGUAAAUGUGGGAGCAUCGGCAAUGCCGUGCGUGUGUUUGAGACGCUAGACAGUGUGAGCCUGGUUACAUGGAACGCGCUCAUGGCUGCUUGCAGCUGCAACUGUGGCUCUAAGCUCGAGCAACAAGUCACAGUGUUCACCCUGUUUGAAAGGAUGCAAGCUCAGGGUGUAAAGCCAGACGGUGUCACUUUCCUGUGUGUGCUCACCGCGUGCAACCAUGAAGGUCUAGUAGACAGAGGCAUGGCCUGCUUCGAGUCCAUGUCCUCUAAGCACGGCCUCGGCCCAGCCAUUCAGCACUACCACUGCAUGAUUGACAUGCUUGGGCGAAUGAACCAGCUGCAUGCCGCCUUGGACUUGGCUAAGACGAUGCCUGUAGAGAAAACAUUGGUGACCUGGACCAUACUGCUGGAUGCAUGCAAGAAGUGGAAGAACUUGGCAGUGGCACAAGAGGCAUUUGAGUCACUACUCAAGCUUCCUGGCGGGAACUUGCAAGCGUCCGCAUACGUUGUCAUGGCAGGAUUGUAUGGAAGCCUGGGCAUGUGGCAGGAGCAGUCUAAAGUGCUAGCCAUGGCUGUCAAGUGACGAUCGAAUUCCAUCACAAUGAGUAU